Molecule: messenger RNA, 483 nt
Organism: Paraglomus occultum
Lineage: Eukaryota; Fungi; Glomeromycota; Glomeromycetes; Paraglomerales; Paraglomeraceae
Source: the annotation of a GenBank genome assembly
AUGACAGCCGCAGUAAUAAUUCACGUUAACUCUGACGAAGAUUUACGGAAAUGUCAUAAUAUCCGCACAGAAAUAUUUGUCAAAGAGCAAGGAUGUUCAGCCGAAGGCGAAAUCGACGAUUACGAUCCACUUCCAACUACUCACCACUUUCUCGCCUUACUAUCCACCGCAUCGAUUGGGACUGUCCGUCUUCACCCAUAUCCAUCAUCACAUUCCACGACGUGCAAAUUAGGUCGGCUAGCGGUUCUUCCUCAAUGGCGUAAUUCCGGUUACGGCCGACAGUUACUUUCAACAGCAGAGUUGUACGCUAAAAAUGUUUUGGGAAUGGAAAGGAUCUUAUUGCAUGCUCAAAUACAUAAAAGAAACUGGUACGAAAAAGCUGGGUAUAUUGUCGUGAGCGAAGAGGUCAUCUUGGAGGAGGGAAUUGAACACGUGAAGAUGGAAAAGGCGUUGAAAGAGGAAUAUAAUGACGAAGUCAAGUAG